Talaromyces rugulosus is the source of this 1458-nucleotide messenger RNA. RefSeq lists its product as uncharacterized. The transcript is spliced from 3 exons. The record is from RefSeq and is a predicted model, not a curated record. Gene Ontology annotation, molecular function: aspartic-type endopeptidase activity. Lineage: Eukaryota; Fungi; Ascomycota; Eurotiomycetes; Eurotiales; Trichocomaceae. Gene Ontology annotation, biological process: proteolysis. Bases 1 to 1458 code for a protein of 485 amino acids.
AUGCGCGGUUUAUCCUAUACACCACUCCUGGCAUUGCUUGCCCCAGAGAUCAAUGCUCUGUCUCUUCAUAAACGCGAUGAUCCGGCUGUGCUUGGGCUGCCUGUCCAGCGUCACCGAACAUCGGCCGAGUCUUUACGAAAAAGGGACUCCACGCUCGACGUGACAAUUACAAAUGCAGAUGCAGUUUUGUACGUUGUCAACGUGACACUCGGGACCCCGCCGCAGGAGUUUUCUCUCCAACUGGAUACUGGUAGUAGUGACCUGUGGGUGAAUUCUGCUGGAAACUCUACUGUUAAAGCGCCCGCAUUUGAUUCUAGCGCUUCGUCUACCUACACCAAGUUGGAUGUUGUUCUCAAUGACACAUAUGCCGAUGGAUCGUCUGCGAUUGGUCCGUAUGGGACCGAUACUCUCAAGCUUGGGGGUGUGACCCUCAAGGACUUUGAGUUUGGUAUUAACGAAACUCCCUUUGAAGAACCGGUCCCCGGUGUUUCUGGAAUUGCCGGAAUAGCAUACAAGGUAGUCGAAGCUGCGGCUAUUGCCAAAAACCCCUACAAUAAUCUGCCUUACGCUCUCGCCGAAAAAGGGGUCAUAAAUUCAGCCGCCUACAGUCUGUGGCUGAAUGAUAUUACCUCAGAGUCCGGCACCAUCCUGUUCGGUGGCGUCAACAAAGCCAAGUACAUUGGUGACCUCCAAACUCUGCCAAUCAUUUCAGUUAACGGCGUACACCAAGAAUUGGCCGUUGCUCUGAGCGAUGUAUCAGGUCAAAGUAGCUCUGGAUCCAUUAGCUAUGCAGACGGCUUGCCACUGCCAGUGAUACUCGAUAGUGGCACCACUCUCACAAUGCUACCAACAGCCAUAGCCAACAAAAUCUUCGAUGAUGUAAAAGCAAUCUACAAUACCACACUCAGUGCAUCGUUUAUUGAUUGUGAAGCGGGCAAACAAGAUUACAAUCUGACUUACAGUUUCUCUGGUGCGAGUAUCAGUGUUGGCAUUAAUGAACUGGUUGCGCCCGACCCUCAGCACCGAUUACCAGAGGGUGUUUGUAUCUUUGGAAUUGUGCCAACGGAUAACAACGCCGAGAUCCUUUUGGGAGAUACCUUUCUCCGCAGCGCCUAUGUCGUAUAUGAUCUUGAGAAUAAUGAAAUUUCCAUUGCCAACACCAAUUUCAACCCUGGCGAAGAUGAUAUUCAUGAGAUCGGCAGUGCUACCGGCGUACCAGUACCAGGUGCUACUCCAGUUACUUCUGCCAUUUCCACCUUUGCUGUGCAAACGCCAUCCAGCAGCGCUGUUGUGUCGAGAACAAGUCCAGUAGGAACUGCAACUGCGACAGGAUCGGCCACUGUGACGCAGACGGGCACUGCCAGUGCGACGCCUUCCACUGGAAUGGCAGCGAUUUCGUCCAUAAAUGCCGGAUAUCUUCUCUGGGGCCUUGCGGGUGCUGGUCUUUUCAUGGUGUAA